Messenger RNA from Uloborus diversus, 6195 nucleotides. Its product is annotated as inactive histone-lysine N-methyltransferase 2E-like. The transcript is spliced from 26 exons. Gene Ontology annotation, molecular function: protein binding. The coding region runs from base 740 to 5542 and encodes 1600 amino acids. Lineage: Eukaryota; Metazoa; Arthropoda; Arachnida; Araneae; Uloboridae. The record is from RefSeq and is a predicted model, not a curated record.
CUAGCCGUAGUUUGAUAUCUUCUGAUGUUCAUCUAAUCUACUAUUUGACGUUCUUGCUGUAUUCCAAGGCAAAAAUUGCUGGAAUUACUGUUAUGAAUUUCUUCAAAGGGUUUGGCUAGAGUUUUACACGACUCUGUUGUAAAAGUAGUUGUUCUAGAACCAUAUUAUUGUUUUGUUUACAUUUUGUCUUCAGGAAUUGAUUGGUAUCAAAAUUGGUUCUUCACUUGCAACUAAGCUGAAUUCAGAAGAGAAAAUUUUAGUUCCAUAAUGCUUCUUUCAUUUUAUUACAUUGGCUUUGUUUCUCGAUAGUUGUACAAAAUGUAACUCCCCACUUGAAUUUAAAUCAUCAGAUUAUUUAAUAAAACUCGUUGUACGAAAAACCUUUUCAGAACUGAUUUUGAAACACUGGUUAAAAAUUAGAAAGUGUGUUGUGAAGGAAAAAACAGAAAAGAAAAGGGGAAUAAAAAUUCAACUCUAUGCAUUUUCCAUGUCAGCAGCGAAUAUUAUAUGCUUGCCUUUGCUCAUCUGACAGACCAAUCAGACUGUUUUGGCCAUGCUUGCAUUUUGUUCUUCAUGUGCAUGGAGUGGUCUGCACCAUCUCAGAAUAUUAGAAUUUUAUCGUGAUCGUGUGAAGAAGCGAGACAAGAGGCCGUGUGAUUAAGUGUAUCUUCAAAACCAUGGACACAUAUAUUCCUUGCAGUUGCAGCUUGCUGCAUCAUUUGUUGUUUUGUACCAUAAUAUGAGCAUCAUUAUCCAUUUUAAUACAGCCUCUUUUAUCCCAACUGCUGCUGUGCCUUCAACGCCUCCAUGCCUCUCAAAACCAAUUGCCACUCUGGAAAUGGUACCUGGAACUGAGCAGUUUAAUGGAACAGUAAUGACUGAUGAUGAAAAUUCUAUUGCUGAUACUGUUACAUCUAAUUCUUUGUUCACUAAUUCUGUAAAGGAAGCAAAAUCAUCAAACAAUCACAAUUUUAGAACUUGUUUUGGUUUACCAUACCAGGAUCAUAAUUAUGGAGCUCCUCCUCCACCAACUCCUCCGAGUUACUCACCAUGUCCUUCACCGGCACAAGCUAAUGGUAUCCCAGAUGAAGACACAACUCUUUCUAUUGUGUCUAUUUCUGCUAAUAAUGAAGAGGCUCAAGAAGGAGGCAGCAUUACACGUUGCAUUUGUGAAUUUGAGCAUGACGAUGAGUAUAUGAUCUGCUGUGAUGCUUGUCUUGUUUGGCAGCAUGUUGACUGUAUGGGAUUGGACAGAAAUAACAUACCUGAUACAUAUUUAUGUGAAAAAUGCCAGCCUAGAAAAAUAGACAAACAUAAAGCAAAACUUUUACAAGCAAAGAAAAAAGUCGCCAUGACAGUAAAACCAACUGCAGCUGCUAAACAAGAGACAUCUGUCAAUACAAACCAGGCUCUUAAUAAUGAACACAAAAAGAAAAUUUUAUCUCAGAACUGUGAAGACCGAACAUUAUCCAAGAGCGAUAACCUACCAUUAUCAUCAAUUCCUGAUAGAAGAUUUUGUUACACCUCGGACAGUGAAGAAGAAGGAGGAAAUAAAUCAUCAGAAAGAAGGCCUAAAACACGAAGUAGAAAGAAAAAAAGGGAUGGUAAAACUGAAGAAAAAGUUGAGCAACCAACAUUAAGAAGAAGUAAACCUGCAACUAAACCUUCAAAAGAUCGAAUGGAGAUGAAGCGCUCAAAAUUGAGAAGGACGAAAAACAAAGAAAGUACAAGUACAGCAGAUGAAGAAGCUCAAGAUGCCUGGGAGUACAGUCUUGAAUGGUGUGAGAAAAAUUUUGAAACUGCUAUGAGCAAUCAAUAUACCCCAGAAGUGCAACACAUUGCCCAAUUUUUACCUACUAAAGGCCAUGAAAAAGCUUUCCAUAAUGAGCUGCAAAUUCGGAAAUGUAGAGUUGUUGAAGAUAGUGUGAAAAGACUUAUAUGUAUGUGUGACAUCCCAAGGGACCAGCCUCUUAUUGAGUACAAAGGAAAAUUCCUAUUAGCUUCACAAUUUCAUGAAAUUCACCCAUUGUACAACAAAAAGCUUUAUCCUUAUGUUAUGUUUUAUCAUCUAAAUAAAGAAGAAAUUUGUAUAGAUUCAUCUAUAUAUGGCAAUGAUGCCAGAUUUGUCCGAAGAUCCUGCAAACCUAAUGCUGAAAUUCGUCAUAUUGCUUACAAUGGAAACUUGCAUUUGUACCUUUCAUCAACUAAAGUGAUUUUCAAAAACGAUGAAGUCACACUCCCUCUUGAAAUUCCUACUAAGGAAAGCAUGAAAGACAUUGAAUGUGCUUGUGGAACAGAUGAUUGCUUAGUGAAACCUACUAAAAAUAAUGGAGCAUUAGAUAUGGGGUUCAAUCAUGAUAGGAAAAGGAAGCGAAGAAUGACAUCAUCUGCUGAUGAUGAUAGUUGCCACUCAUUUUCUGGAACUUUCCCAGCAAAAUCCAAAGUAUCCCCCAUAAAAAAUUCCAUCCUCACAAAUCAAGUUGCAAUCCCUGUACCAUGUGAACAGUCAGACAUUAAAGGGCCUUCUGAUUUGGAGACAGAGGAACAGCUCUGUGAAAGAAGGAAAAAAAUGACAAGGGAAGAACGAAAACUUGAUGCAAUAAUGAGAGCUUUUGAUCAAAUGGAAAAGGCGGAAAAGAGACGCCAGCAAGCAUUAGAAAGAAUGAAAGCUCAUCAACCAAAGCUUGAAGAUUCUACAGAGAAACCCGAAAUUACUACCCCUGUUCCAAACGAAGAUGAAACACAGUCAGUUGCCCCAAAUUCGGAGGUACCAACAGGAGAUGAGGAAAAACCAGUCAACCAAACUUCAAAACCCAAAAAAAGCAAAAGAAGACGAGGUUCUGGAACACCGUCACGAAGACGUACAAGAACAAAUAGUGGUGGCUCAGACAUUUUGUCCCCAGAUGAAAUGACACCUUUGAAGGCUACUCCAGCUAUUGUAUCAACUUCUCUUGCAAGUGGUGACUCUGUACAAGUAACUGCUAGCUUAACUGUAGUUACUGCAACAACUACAACAAGUACAAAUACAAUUUCAGCAUCACUUCCAGCUCCUGAAGAACAACCUCCACCCCCUCCUCCUCCCCCACCACCGCCGCCACCACCUCCUCCUCUUCCUACAUCGUCUCCAGCAGGACUCAAAACUAAAAGGACUCUCAUGAAAGAAUGGCUUCAAGAAAAAUCAGAUUCUGCUGUAAGUGCACCUGCAUCUUCUUCCUUAUCAAUUCACACAGAAGUGAAAUGGAAUAUGACAGCUGCUGCACCUACUUGUUAUGUUCGUUGUACCAAAGAUACUCCACAUCCCAGUGGUAUUUCCGCUGCUCAUCUACGUCGAAACAGCUCUUCGGGACACGUAAGACCAAUACAGUUGAAAUCAAGUUGUGACCAAGGAUCUGCGAAAAAAAGAUGGCUACGGCAAGCAAUGUAUGACUGUAAUUCAUGUGAAGAGCAGCUGACUAUUGAUCCUGGAAGUUUUGAGACUAUGUCUUCUCCCUUAGAUAAUGGUUAUCUUAGUCCUUGCAGUCAUGGGGAUAUCAGUAGUCCAGGUGCAUCUGUAGACGAUGUUUUAACUCCUUUGAAAAAGAGAAGACUUAUGAGGGAAUCUAUUGAAUCUCUCCCAUCACCCUUAAGUCCUGUUACAAGUUUCACAGAUUGUACAAGUGCCACAAUUUCAAACUCAUUAAGCAGUGAAGUUAGUGUUGAAUCAACAAGUGAUUUGCGAGAUGAUCAUCUACUUUGUAUUGUCAAUGAUGUGCCUCUUCCGCUGAAGAAAGAUGAUAAUCAGCCUGUCAAGAUCAACGGGUUACCAAUGGAAUUUGUAAUUUCUGAAAAGGAAAUCGAAUUAAAGGAGGAAACUGGUGCUGAUCAUUCUGUUGACUCUCCAACUUCUGUCAAUUCAAGUUUAAACGAAAACUUUGGUGAUACUUUAACCAAUGAGCCAGAAGUAAGUUUCAGGGAAACAAUCGGUAUAAAUGACAGUAAAACCAAUGAUGUUCAAAAACAAAAUAGCCAAAUCAGGACUACUGUGCACUCACCAACCAUCAGUAGUGAAUUCAUUGAAACAUCUAAAACUGAAAUAAAAUCACCUGAAACAUUUGCAUCUUUAGACACCAAAUUGAAUUUUGUUGCUAAAAUUUCAAGCCCUGUGAUUUCUAAAAGUCAAGAAGUUAUUCUGAAAAAAGAGAUUGUGCAAGCAGAUGAACUUAGUACUGCUGAAAAUGACAAUGCCUCAAAUUCUGCAGAUAUGUCAGAGUGUCAGACAUUACUUUCUACCGAGACUGAAAGAGAUGAUGAAAAAAGUUGCCAAGAUUCUGUACCAAAAGAAAGUAAAUCACCUGAAUUAUCCAAUCUUGACUCAAAUCAUAGUUCCUCUGAACUCUCAAACGAUCCUACUUCAAUCACAGUUGUAAACCCUGUGGAUGAAGGUUGUUCAUUAACGAAAGACACAGCUGCUGAUGUCUCCAAAACUGUUCACAAAACGGAUAUUGUAAAUGAAACUGUUAAAAAUGAAGCUUCAGAAGCGGCUUCAUUUUCAUCUCCCAGACUUGAAUCUAAUGCUGUUAGUUCCUCAGAUACCAUAGCUAAUUCUUCUAGAAGUGUUAAUUUAGAUGACAAAGUUGAAACCAGUAGUUUGUUAGACAGCUUGAAUGGAACUGAUCCUAAGUUACUUGAUGUUAAAGAUGAAAGCACCGUUCAAACGACUUGUGCUUCUGCGACUCAAAAGCGCAAGGUGUCAUUAUCUGAAUACAGAAUGAGAAUGAAGGAGAACAAAUCAAAUUCUGACCCUGCUAAGAAGUGUGUUAAGUCUCCUGGAAUUUGUGCUACUGCCAUAUCUGAUGCUUUGCCAGAACAAAUCUCUUUAGCUCCUUUACCUUUGUUUGAUACAUCCAUUGGAGCCAAAAGCCCUAUGCAAACAAACAAAGCUCUAAAGAAGAAAAAAGAAACUGUAAAAUGUGAAGUGGAAGAAAAAGAUCAGAGAGAUGAAAUAGAGCAUAGAGAAAAUCUUACUGAACGUUUAAAGAGAGAAUUUGGUUUUGAUGAUGAAUCAGAAGGUUCUGUCCAAAGCUUAUGUUUAAAAUCCAAAUCUAAUGCAAUAACUACAUCUAAUGCCAGUGUCAUAUGUACUCAACAACCACCACCACCUCCUCCUCCUCCACCACCUCGUCAUCCGCGUCCUACUCAAGUUAUGAUGACGGGAGCUAAAUUGCCAUCUUCACAAUUCGGAUUUCCUGUUAUUCCUUCAUACCCCAGACUCCAAUACAUGGUUAACCAGAUGCCUGGUACUCCAUAUAUGCAAGCACAGCAGCCUCUAAUGACUCCAUUGUUGCAAGGCAUUCAUGCACUCAACCCAUCUGUAGCACAAUGUGGGGUGAGGCCAAGUAUUGUACCUUUUAAGCCAUCCAUUACUGGAUCAGUUUUGAGGCCCAUGACUCAAGAAUAUGCAGCAGUUAACGCACAAACUUUUACUACAUUGGUCCAGCAGCCUCCACCACCACCUCCUCAGGCUGUAUAUCCGCAUGUAUACCAGCCAGGUCUCUAUAAGUAAUUAUUGCAUUUCAUCGUGGAAAGAACAUUUGUGAACUCUUUUAAAAUUUUAUAAAAGUUUCAUGUACAUUUUUGGGAGAGAUAUAAGCGUCAUUAGAAUUUUAAUCCUCACUUUUCAAACAUUACAUAAUGUGUAUAUAAGACGUCACAAAAAAAAUAUAUUCACUGUAUAAAAGUUAUGAUACGUAUUAAAGUUUUUUCCCCCCACUAAUACUAAUCUUUUGUCUGUAGAAUUGUAAAAUGUUUUUUAAUUGAGUUGGCUGCCAAUUAAAAGCACUAUGUUUGUGCUGAGCUCAAUUAUAAAAUAUAAGGUGUGUAAGAUUUGUACAGUUGACUUCUCUUCUUUCAAUCUGUGUAAAUUUAGACAUUUAGUAUUCGUUGUUCUUUUUUUAUUUAGUGUAAAAUAUUUUUAAAAAUUAUAAGAAUGAAUUUUUGUACAUUAUUUUUAUCUUUUGAAGCAUCCUCAUAAUAUAACAUGUACAUAAUCUAACAUUGCACAUUGUAAAAUUUAACAUGUCUAUCAAUAAAAGUUCUAUUAUGUCAAUGUAUUCUGUCUAAAAAAAUUUCUGUCUUAGUGUAAGCUGUCAUAAGAUUGUUAUACCGUGGCCACCACGUAUAUGAAUCACAUUUGUUCUAACAGUUUUGAUUCCAUAA